UGUUAUUUUUCUCUUGAGCUCAGUGGAGGAACGGACAGUAUCUACUAGUUUAAAUUAGAGGACAGCCAGAGCAAAGAAUACACUCAGCCCUUUCAAUAUGCUGAUGAUGAAGAAUCAACACUUAUCUAACAGGAGCAGUGAAGUGUAGCAGACAGGAUGGACAGAAGAAAAUAAGACGUAUCAGAGAGAGGAAGCUACCUGUGGACUAAGGUCUCGUGUUUUUUAGAGAAUAGAGAUCAGAAUGAAACUUAUAGACAUGGCACAUGAAAAAAACAGUCUUUGGAUCUUUGGCUACGGAUCUUUAGUUUGGAAGCCGGAUUUUGCUUAUAAAAGACGGAAAGUUGGUUACAUUAAAGGAUACAAGAGACGGUUCUGGCAUGGGGAUGAUUUCCAUCGAGGGGAUAAAGAGAAGCCAGGCAGAGUUGCCACACUAGUAGAAGAUGAGGAGGCCUGCACAUGGGGCGUUGCCUACGAAGUGCCAGAGUCCCACAUGGAGGAGUCCCUUCAGUACCUCAACGUCAGGGAGGUUAUGAUGGGAGGAUACAUAACAGAAAUUGUGGAAUUUGUUCCUAAAGAGAAGAGCCACACUCCUCUGCUGGCUCUGGUCUACAUUGCCACAUCGGACAACCCCAUCUACCUUGGUCCAGCCUCAGAUGUGGAGAUUGCAGCCCAAAUUUCAAUUUCCAGUGGAAAAACGGGCCACAAUAUCGAAUAUCUGCUCCGGCUGGCAGAGUUUAUGAGACUGUGCUGUCCGGAGGUGGAGGACGAGCACCUUUUCUCCAUCGAGGCAGCUCUUUUAAAGAUCUUCCCACAUGGAGAGAUCACACUCUCAGCUCAAAAAGCUCUCUAACGGUGACCUUAAAUGAUAGCACACAGGACUUAUAUUACUUUUUAAUUAUUUAAGGUAUUUGGUGCUAUAAAAAAAUGAAAGGAUUUCAUGUGAAAAAAAUCCUAUUUUUGUUGGUAAUAAGAAAGACUGACUACAAGGGUCUGCAGUGAACACUUGUUUUCCUUAAAAAAAACCCUAACAUAAUUACUUCUUUUAAAUUUGUGUUUAAGCACUUUUAAAAAUGUACUUUUAAGUAUAUUUGAAUAAAAAUGUUGCAUUUUUAAUGAAGGUAAUUGUUUUCAGCCUUUUCUUUUAUCAUAAAAAGCAUAGACUACAACAUGCUAUUCUGACUUUUUCUCUUGUAGUGUGUCUGUGGACAAGGAAAAAAGUUUUUAAAGUUACAAUUGUGUUUAUUUUUUUUAUUGUGUUCGCUGGACUCUUAAAGAAAGCAUAUCAGUGAGUUAAAGGGAAGUUAAAAAACUAGUCAAGAUUAGGUCCUUUGAGAUUGUGAAAGGGGUUAAAGGCUGCAUGAUAUGCACUUGUAGGGAUAUAGAAAGAUAAAUUUUUUUAACUGGUGAUGUGUCAAGUGCAAAAAGGAUUGCAAAGCAUUGAUAUCCUUUUAAUUUUUUCUUGAUUUGUCACUUUACAACCACACAUUUCAAUGUAUUAAUGUGGAUUUUAUGCGAUUGACCAAUGCAAA
Xiphophorus couchianus (Monterrey platyfish) is the source of this 1529-nucleotide messenger RNA. Its product is annotated as glutathione-specific gamma-glutamylcyclotransferase 1-like. Gene Ontology annotation, molecular function: glutathione specific gamma-glutamylcyclotransferase activity. Lineage: Eukaryota; Metazoa; Chordata; Actinopteri; Cyprinodontiformes; Poeciliidae. Gene Ontology annotation, cellular component: cytoplasm. The transcript has 3 exons. The record is from RefSeq and is a predicted model, not a curated record. Gene Ontology annotation, biological process: glutathione catabolic process. The coding region runs from base 242 to 850 and encodes 202 amino acids.